UCAUCUGAUAAGAGACUGAGAAAAGAGGCGCGGUGCAGUCAGCCUCAGUUUUAAUCAGAUCGCGAAGAUGUGGAAGUUAUUAAUUUAUUUUUGUGUUUAUUUUGGCUUCAACAUGGUUUUGUUGUUGGCGAACCAAAGAGAUUGGAAUUCGCCAAACCCGACCGAGUUCAACAUCGGUGGGGUGCUUAGUAGUAACGAAAGUGAAAGAUAUUUCAAAGAAACCAUUGACCAUUUGAAUUUCGAUUCGCAAUAUGUUCCAAAGGGUGUGACAUAUUACCACACCGCCAUAUUGAUGGAUCCGAACCCAAUUCGAACCGCACUCAAUGUUUGUAAGCACUUGAUUUCGAGUAAGGUCUACGCGGUUGUUGUUUCACAUCCUUUAAUAGGCGAUUUGUCGCCGGCAGCAGUUUCAUAUACGAGUGGUUUCUAUCAUAUUCCCGUUAUUGGGAUAUCAUCCAGGGAUUCUGCAUUCUCCGAUAAGAAUAUUCAUGUAUCUUUUUUGAGGACUGUUCCUCCAUACUCUCACCAGGCAGACGUUUGGGUAGAAAUGCUGAAGUAUUUCAAUUACAAAAAGGUUAUUUUCAUACAUAGCUCUGAUUCAGAUGGAAGAGCCCUUCUAGGGAGAUUCCAGACGACUUCACAAAGUCUUGAAGACGACGUUGACAUUAAAGUUCAGGUAGAAUCAGUUAUAGAGUUCGAAGCAGGAUUUGAUAGCUUCAAAGAACAAUUGUUGGAAAUGAAAAAUGCUCAAGCUCGAGUUUACUUGAUGUAUGCGAGCAAAAUCGAUGCAAAAGUGAUCUUUCGAGAUGCUGCGGCUUUGAACAUGACCGAUGCUGGUUAUGCUUGGAUUGUAACAGAACAAGCUUUGGAGGCGGAUAAUGUUCCCGAAGGUAUUAUAGGUUUGAAGCUCGUGAAUGCAACAAAUGAAAAGGCCCAUAUUAGAGACAGCAUAUAUGUUCUGGCAUCAGCUCUGAGGGAUAUGAAUCAAUCGAAAGAAAUAACAGAAGCACCUAAAGAUUGUGAUAAUUCUGGGUCCAUUUGGGAGACAGGAAAAGACUUAUUCAAUUUCAUUAGGAAACAAGUUCUCAUAAAUGGUGAAACAGGGAAAGUUGCAUUUGAUGAUCAAGGAGAUAGAAUUAACGCUGAAUACAACAUUGUGAACAUACAAAGAAAGAAAAAGAAGGUGGUCGUUGGUAAAUACUUUUUCAACAAGGAAAGUAAUAAAAUGCAUCUAAACGUCGAUGAAAAGAGCAUUUUAUGGCCUGGUCGACAAAAUACAAAACCAGAAGGAUUUAUGAUACCGACGCAUCUAAAAGUUUUAACGAUAGAGGAAAAACCAUUUGUGUACGUGAGAAAAUUGAUUGAUAUUCAACAGGAAGGUUGUUCCGCAGAAGAAAUACAAUGCCCUCAUUUCAAUACAUCGGAUGAUUUGAAUGACGUCUACUGUUGCAAAGGAUAUUGCAUAGAUCUACUCAAGGAAUUGUCUAAAAAAAUCAAUUUCACGUACAGUUUAUCGCUAUCACCAGAUGGCCAGUUUGGUAAUUACCUGAUCAGAAACACUUCCGGAAGCGCUAAAAAAGAAUGGACAGGUUUAAUCGGAGAAUUGGUUGGAGAGAGAGCGGAUAUGAUAGUGGCUCCGUUGACGAUCAAUCCGGAGAGAGCAGAGUUCAUAGAGUUCAGUAAACCUUUCAAAUAUCAAGGAAUAACCAUUUUAGAAAAGAAGCCUUCCAGGUCUUCGACUCUGGUUUCCUUUCUGCAGCCAUUUAGUAAUACAUUGUGGAUAUUGGUUAUGGUAUCAGUUCACGUCGUGGCCCUGGUUCUAUAUUUGCUAGAUCGAUUUUCUCCAUUUGGAAGAUUCAAACUGGCCAACACUGAUGGAACCGAAGAAGACGCGCUAAACUUAUCAAGUGCCAUUUGGUUUGCAUGGGGAGUUUUACUUAAUAGCGGCAUCGGAGAAGGAACUCCUAGAAGUUUUUCGGCCAGAGUCCUGGGAAUGGUUUGGGCUGGAUUUGCAAUGAUAAUUGUAGCUUCAUAUACUGCCAACCUGGCUGCUUUUCUUGUAUUGGAGAGGCCAAAAACCAAAUUAACUGGGAUAAAUGACGCCAGGCUUCGAAAUACGAUGGAAAACUUAACGUGCGCCACUGUGAAAGGAUCCGCAGUAGAUAUGUAUUUCAGAAGGCAAGUGGAACUAUCGAAUAUGUACAGAACCAUGGAAUCAAACAACUACGAUACUGCGGAAUCGGCAAUCAAUGACGUUAAACAAGGGAAGUUAAUGGCAUUCAUCUGGGACAGCUCUCGUUUAGAAUUUGAGGCUGCUCAAGAUUGUGAACUUGUAACUGCUGGAGAACUAUUUGGUCGCUCUGGUUAUGGUAUUGGUUUACAAAAAGGAUCGCCUUGGUCUGAUGACAUAACCUUGGCUAUACUUGAUUUUCAUGAAAGUGGCUUUAUGGAAAGUUUGGAUAAUAAAUGGAUAUUUCAAGGAAAUUUCCAACAAUGUGAACAAUUCGAAAAAACCCCGAAUACACUGGGGUUGAAAAAUAUGGCAGGUGUAUUCAUCUUGGUCGGAGCUGGUAUUGUUGGAGGAAUUGGACUGAUCGUUAUAGAGAUGGCAUAUAAGAAGCAUCAAAUUAAAAAGCAAAAAAGAAUGGAAUUAGCCAGACACGCCGCAGACAAAUGGAGAGGAUGUGUUGAGAAGAGAAAAUCUCUAAGAGCGUCCUCCACAGCCCAACGUAGAAUAAAAUCCAACGGUGUGAAUGAAGCAGUAACAAUUUCUCACGUUUUCGAUAAAUUUCAACGUAUAGGUCAGUUCUACGGCCCAGAAAGAACUUGGCCUGGGGACUCUGACAUCAGACAGAGAAGAAUUGAUGAUGUGGGAGGAGGAGUUCAACCUGUUCCUAGAUACUUACCAGCAUAUACUCAAGAUGUUUCCCAUCUUAUUGUUUAAAUUCAAUCGUAUUCUUGGUGCAUUUUCCAUAUCCUUGGACGAUAUGAAAGUUUAUCUGUUAUUAAUUAUAAUAUCUUUCCAACAGUC
Leptinotarsa decemlineata (Colorado potato beetle) is the source of this 3031-nucleotide messenger RNA. RefSeq names its product glutamate ionotropic receptor NMDA type subunit 1 (gene Nmdar1). NCBI's taxonomy places the organism in Eukaryota, Metazoa, Arthropoda, Insecta, Coleoptera, Chrysomelidae. Gene Ontology annotation, cellular component: membrane. Gene Ontology annotation, biological process: monoatomic ion transport. The record is from RefSeq and is a predicted model, not a curated record. Gene Ontology annotation, molecular function: signaling receptor activity; ligand-gated monoatomic ion channel activity.